Molecule: messenger RNA, 737 nt
Organism: Saprolegnia diclina VS20
Lineage: Eukaryota; Oomycota; Saprolegniomycetes; Saprolegniales; Saprolegniaceae
Exons: 1
Coding region: 75-737 (220 amino acids)
Source: RefSeq, a predicted model, not a curated record
UUCUCUUUAUCAUUGAAGUGGUCAGCCCCGUUCAAGUCACAGGAAGCUUAAACCGCAUCUGCGUCGGCAAUGAUAUGGACUAUGCAGUCACAUGCUCGAGCGGCGUCGUCUCGACCGGUAGUGGCAGCCGUGCGCUCACCGCUGUCGUUGUCCAAGGAGGCAUUUUGCUCGUGUGCUUGGGCGCAUCGUGGCUGCAGAUGCGAGGCGCCAAGCGCGCUGCGACCGAGGCGUCCCUUCUCGUAAGCGGCAUAGCUCAAGCCUAUAUCGUCACCGAGACGUCGGGAUCCUCCCAGUUUACCAUCGACCACGUCGCAUGCGUUCUCAUGGGGCUCUUGCCGCUGCGUUUCCGAGGUGCCGACUACACGUUUGACAUCAAGCUCUGGCUGGUCCUGCGUGACGAGCUGUCGUCGACGAGCUAUCUAAAAGUCUUUUCACGGCCGGCGUUUGCUCGGCAAACCGUGGUUGUGAAGCCACAAGUUGCACCUACUGUCCUCGACGCAGAGCCUCGGUCAAUGCCGCGAGGGUAUACGAUCAUUCGUGUCUUGGGUCUUGGCUACGUGUCCUCGUCGAUCCUUGGCUCGGUCUCGUAUCUUAGUGUCUCGGAAGUCAACUUGGCGAAUGAUGUGUACUGGGCCAUCUUCAACACCACCGGCGCGCACGCGUUUAUCGCCAACUGGCUCAAGGAACGGGGAUAUGAGAUCAAAGGUGCAAAGAGGUUCAUUUGUCACUUUGAAUAA